AAAGGACCGUCGACAAUUCUAUCCAGCUGCACUCUCUCUGUGAAACUCUUGGAGGAUCGUUCUUCCACAAAAGAAACCCCAUCACCUCCCACAUCACGUGCACCAUGAGGAUUAUAUUAUUGAUAAUCCCAGCCUGUAUGCUGGUAGCAUCAGGAGCAAGAAGAGUACAAAUCCGACCACGAGUUCAGGAACCGCAAAUCUAUUAUGAGGAAGAAGACAGGCAGCCUGCAGAAGAUGAAUACGAGGCUCCAGUUUAUCAACCACGAGCACGAGCCCUACCCUCACCUCGUUCCAAGGACACACUCAGCGGCUCGAAAGCACCUCCAGUGCAGACAAUUCGCAACUAUAACAAGGUCAAUGACGACGGCUCUUUCACUUUCGGCUACGAGGCUGCAGACGGCUCCUUCAAAGAAGAAACCCGAGGCACCGACUGUGUAGUUCGAGGCAAAUAUGGUUACGUUGACCCCGAUGGCAACAAAAGAGAAUUCACCUACGUUUCAGGUAAUCCCUGCGACCCCAAUGCUCCCAAAGAUGAUGAUGACCUUGUCGAAAAGGAAGAAGAAGCCGCCGGACCAGCAAACUAUCCUGCCUCAAGGCCCAUCCAACGUCCCCUUAGACCCAAUUAUCCAACAACCACUCCUAGAGUGCCCACUACAAUAUUCCAAACCGAAUAUCAACUAGACGAUAACGCUAGUCAGGAACUCGAAGAAGAAGCCCGACCCAUAUCUAGACCCACAGCCUUCAGGAGACCUCAACAAGCCUACCUUAGAGUCGCCCCAGAACCUACACCUUCCAACUACCAACCCGCUCCCUCUUCCGAACCCACCCUUUAUCGCCUCGCUAGCAGUACUUUAGGAUCACGCUACCAAACUUCUCAAACUACUGACACUCCCCAAAGGUCCCCAUCACCAACCACUGCUUCGACCAUCUAUCAACCCGUUGAGUCCAGCACUCGUGCCACCACGCUCACAAGACAAAGGCCUCAAUCCGUUGCAAUCACUCCCAGGCCCCACGUAGCUCAAGUUGCAGCUCAGUAUGUCGGCCCUAGUAGCACCGAACGUCCCGGAGUCGUUUUCACCCCACGGACAUAUCAUCCAACUGCUGGCACCACGAGCCUUCCACCCAGAGCCGUCUCCUCCACGCCACCUCCUCAGAACCUUGAUUUUGCUGCUGAACUUGAGCGAUACGUUAAUUCUGUGGCCCUGACUUCUCCUACUACCAGACCAGUUCCUAAGGCCAAGGCCCCUCAAUCUGCAGAUCCGAUCUAUCAGUCCGAAUUAUUGUACGAUCCUGCAACUGGUCAGUACAACACUCAACUUUAUCAGGCAUUACCACAGACCGUGGGAGAUUUUAGCCUCAGUCACAAACUCCAACCAUUCGUAGCCCAGCAGCAGUUGGCUCAGUCCCAGCAGUUGGCCCAGUCUCAGCAAUUAGCCCAGUCCCAGCAGUUGGCCCAGUCCCAGCAGCACGCUCAGGCCCAGCAGCGCACCCAAGCCCAGCAGCUCGUAGCCGCCCAAAGGCAGGCUCCCCUCUACCGCCAACCUUCAUCAUCAUCGUCGCAGAUUGGUAGACAACCUCAGGAGGCUAUUUAUAGGAAGCAACAAGCUGAGCUUUUUCAGCAAUCCCAACAACUAUUUGCACAGCAACAGCGGCGCCAGCAACAGCCUCAGAGGUUUCAGCUUCUAGACCCACAGAGGGACUCACAGUCGUUCUACUACAUCCAGUCGCCGCAGGGACAGCCCGGUGGAGCUGCUCCCCUCUCUGCGGGACAAAUUGAUCAGUUCCUUCGUGGUAAUACCGACGGAUUUUGAUUCAAUUUUUUAUCAUCGAGCCUUAGGAAUAAGAUAAGGCGAUUGAUAACUCAUUCUCUACUCGAUGAACACUUGUAGCUUAUCUCAUAUCUGCUCCUCGGUUUUCCACUUUUCUAAUUUUUUAUUCUGUUUUUUUUAUCGAAGUAUGUCGUUUUGUAAGUUAUUUUUGAGCCCACUAAAACACCUACCUAUCUAGGUAUCUAUAUCGGAUGAUAUAUAGAAUCAAUUAAAGGUGUACAUCUACAUCAUUUCCUGUAGGUCUAAAGGUUCCUGCAUAGAUUCUUACUCACUCAUGUCACUCUAAAGAAGCCGAAGUUCUGCAGAGUAGUGCUUUUAGCAUCUACAGCUGCCUGAUAGUUUUUUGACGAACAGAUUGCCCAGUAGUACAGAUAUAAGCGUUUAGCUUCUACGCAGAAAUUUUUUUAACUUCGCGUAGUUCUCCAUUCAGGUUUUCCAUUUUUGUUUCUAAAUUGGAACCUAUUUUUGAUUCAAACGUAGGAAUCUGUACAAAAAUCCUAAUGGGACUGCAUAUAGUUUCUUAACGAGGGAACUAAUCGGCACUCCAUAAAGAAACAUGUUUGAUAUUCUUCAGGUGAGACCUAUAGAAAACAAUUAAGGUCCAUGCGCUUAAGGAAUCCUAUACACGAUCCUACUCAAUGCCUAUAUAGGAUCCUAUAUGGAUUACUUUGAGGAAUCCUAUAUAGAUGGAUAUGGUAUAGGUAUUUUCAAUGAAGAAGAAACAAGUGUUAAUGUACUUAACGAGGACUAACGCGGUUUGAGAUUUUGUGGCAGAAUAAGGAAUUAUGGCAAAGUUUUCUUAGAAUUCAGGAUAAAAAUGAUAUCAAUCCGGAAGAUAACGUAACAUUGGUAUUUUUUUUAAAUUUAUACGUCCACACUUAGCACAGUUCUACAUUUUUCUAUAUUUUAAAUGUGUGUGUGUAUUUAGUAAAAGUUUACUAUUUCUACUUUUUUUUUAAUUUCAUCAUCAUGCAGUUUAUAUUGUAUUUUUCUAUUUUUGAAAUUUUUCAUUGGCCUAUUUUUAAUCAAGAUAUUGACUUCCACGUUUUACAAUUCUUUAAUUUACUAGUGAAAAAUUGUCAUAUUUGAGUAAUUUGAGUAGUGUAUUUCAUUUGUGCAUCGGAAUUUGUUUUGUUUCUUAAAGCCUACAUAAUUAUUUCAAUAUGAACAAAUUUGUAGAGGACAAGGUUUCGGUUUUUGAUGAAAUUUAUAAAUUUUCUAAAAUUUAGAAAAUAUUAAACUAUUAUUUUUAUUAAAACUACCAUAUUUCUAUUAGGCUAAUAUUCACAAUUAUGCCAAUUGUGCUACAUAAUUCUUUCGAUUUAGCAAUUUUCCAAAUUGAAAAUUUUUCCAAUUUUUGUAGUUAGAAUUUUUUAAAUAUUUGGGAAAAGUACAAUAGACGAAGUUGUGACUACGUACAGUUUAGACUUUAUUUUGUUUGGUUUUUGCUAUUCUCGAAAUUUCAAAAUCUUCUGCUUAUAUCAAUUUUUUUAUUCAGAUGACAAAUUUAAACAACAUUUAUUUAAAAUUGGAAAAGUUGUAGGGUUACUUAAUGAAUAAUAAAAAAUGUAACGAAAACGACUUUUAACCCUUGAAAUGGCUAUCUUCAAAUAUCAAAAUAUCUAUGAAAUAUUUGUUCAAUCUCCUGCAAUUAUGCAAAUAAAUUAUAUUAUCUUGAAAUACCCAUAUAAUUACAUAUAUCUAAGGUGUGGCCAAAUCGCUAUCAAUGAAAUUGAGAUACUUCAAAUUAGAAAUCGAAAUUUGAAAUAGAUUGCAUGUAUAUCACUACAAAAUUUCUUCUCUACAUAUGCCAGUUUCUAAUUGCAAAUCAUUAACCUGGCUGCAGGAUAAACUAUCAUAUUAUUCUUGGUCCACUAGUUAAAUUGUAAUUAAUAUGCUUUAGAUUGAAAUUACAUCCAGAGAUCAAUUUCUGAGAUCUUCACCUAAUUGGCUUAUACUGAUCAUUUUAUUACAAUGAAAUAGGAAUGAAUACGACUAAAAAGAAUUGUUUUUAAAAAUUCAAGAGAUUAACUAAUUUUCCAACCGUUGGUUAUUCCAGUCUACCAAGUGAGAGCCCCAGACAGAAGCUUAUCUUCCAGAUCACGUCCAAAUAGAAAAAAAAACUGUCGACUCAUCUUGACUGGAGAAAGUAGCAAAACAACUUAGACAAAAGAAUUAGCUACUUUUUCCGGUCGAAAUGCUUCCAUUCUUGAAAUGAAGGUUCUUGAAAAGUUGCAUUCAAGGUUGUAGAAAUAAGCUUUAAUGCUUUAAAAGGCUAUUUUCUAUUCUGUAUCAGAUCUUCUCCAUUACAAACCCAAAACGAAUUAUAAAUAUAUUCAAUAAUACUUCAUAAAAUAAGAAAAAGUCUCUAAGAGUAAUACCAAUUUUUAAAAAUCAUUGUCCAUGAAUCCUUAUUCUGCAGCUCUAAACAUAUUACAUAAGUCAACUUUGUGAAAGGUUUUUAAACGAUUAAUUCUCUCGACUGUCAUUACCGCCCAUUUCAAAAAAUGUUUCCAAACAAAGCCAUACCAAUAAAAGCAUGAUUACCGAACUAAAGUCAGACACAGUGUCAGGGGGCGAAGAAUUUUACUUCUAUUUCACCUCAAUUCCGUGAGCCAACUUUGUGACCUCUGGCUUGGUUCCGGGGAAUUCAAUGAUCCGAAACACGUUUCCUCUAACAAUUGCGAAAAUAAAAUCGAGCCUCAAGGAUCAAUAAUCGACAAACCGUUUCGAGAAAAGGUAGGCGGUUAUCUCCCAACAAUUAGAUUGUCUCCCCUUUGCAUAUCUAUGUAAAGGUCACUGUUAUUGAUCCAGAAACGCUGACGGAAAUGUCGAUUCGAUCUCGAUCAGCAUUACGUAAAGCCGAGGAAAAUUUACGCCUCAUGCGUACAGAGAUAGAGUAAAAGUAUUUCUCAGCAAACUAUUUUCAGUGAGUAAAUUUCCUUAUUUAUUACUCUAUUUGGUAUUUUUUUAAUCAUCUGGAAGAAGAAAGAUGUGUUUUUAUUCUGGACACUAGAAAAUAGGCAGUAGGCCCAACUACUUGGGUUUUUAAAAUAUGGUGGAUCCACUUCUUUGGUUCGCAUAACUAUUUCGUUUUUUGGUAUUUUCAUCCGAAAUUGUGAUUUUAACAAAACAAAUAGUAACGCCAGAGAGCAAAAUAGUUUUGCUAAACAAUAAAAUAGCAACGUUAUAUUUUACAAACUCAAGUAUGAAAGUAAAGGUUUCUUGAUGUCAAUUUUCGAGUGGAUAAAGUAGAAUGUUUUUUCAUCAAAAUAAAAGAAGAUACAAUAAAGUUGAUAUUGUACCCAUAUCCAUGUGGUAGAUAGUUCUUCUUGUUUUAAUAAACAAUGUUGAGACAAAAAUAGAACUAACGAUACAACCUAUGUAAUUUUAAACAUAUUGUAAAUGGCUAGAUAAAUUGGAUCGUACUUUCAUUGGCAUGACUUGAGUCAGGCAAAACUGUGGCGUGCAUAAGUUGGCUUUCCAUGUGCGUAUCUUAAGAGGAAAUUAUAUCGAGAGAACGUAUCCUAUGUAAUGUUUGUGGGUAUAGAUACGAAACGCGUACGUGCUCGUUAAGUCGCGUGUCGUCGAAAGGAGUUAGAGAGUCAAUGGCUAUUCGCGUGUGAAACUUUUCCAUCCAUCGCAGGCGAAUUCCAUGUUGAGAGCAGUCUAUCGAAAUUAUUUGCUCGUAACAGUCAUAAAGCGCCAUUAACAACGAAAAUUUAUUAGAGAUUCUUGAUCGCGAAGAUCCCUGGCUGCUCCGCUGACAUGAAAUUAUGACCGGACGCAAAGACGGGCGUCUAAUGAACCGCAUUGUACAUAGUUACCUUAACUAGCGUCGAAUCUUAGAUAUUGUAAUUUUAACUCUUACUGCUAUGCUCUAUGCUAAGAGACUCAAUUACUUGGGUAUCCGAGAUACUUUCGUUAUACUCAUCAUUAUCUUUUUGUACUGUUUGUAAUUUUAUGACUCGAAAAUAAAAACGUUAUGACGAAUCUAA
Messenger RNA from Belonocnema kinseyi, 5827 nucleotides. RefSeq lists its product as uncharacterized. Bases 105 to 1811 code for a protein of 568 amino acids. The record is from RefSeq and is a predicted model, not a curated record. Lineage: Eukaryota; Metazoa; Arthropoda; Insecta; Hymenoptera; Cynipidae. The transcript is spliced from 2 exons.